Messenger RNA from Amborella trichopoda, 7223 nucleotides. RefSeq names its product proteolysis 6 (gene PRT6). Gene Ontology annotation, biological process: protein ubiquitination; ubiquitin-dependent protein catabolic process via the N-end rule pathway. Lineage: Eukaryota; Viridiplantae; Streptophyta; Magnoliopsida; Amborellales; Amborellaceae. Gene Ontology annotation, cellular component: ubiquitin ligase complex; cytoplasm. Gene Ontology annotation, molecular function: ubiquitin protein ligase activity; zinc ion binding. The record is from RefSeq and is a predicted model, not a curated record.
UCCACCGGGAACACAAAAGAGAGUCGUAUCUCCUACUCUUCCCCCAAUAUUCACAAUUUGGGGGAAUAGAGAGACGUAUCAGACGGUGAAUUACUAAAAAUGGCCGGCUCAAAUCUAUCCUCAUUGUGAAUAUAUGACAGUGUUAUUAUUAUAAAGGCCAGACGUUGUGCCUGGCGGAGGACAUGCAAGAACCAGAAGCAUAUUUACCCUAAAUUUCCUGCAAAUUUACUCCCUUGGAUCUUCAAACCCUAGAAAUCUCGAGCCCCGGAGAAAAAAAAUCUAAAUUUCUUUGUCAUCUGGGGUCUAUUCUUCGAUGGUUUCGGCACACUUGGUCCGGUUGAGGAAAUUCAAGCUCUGCAACAUGAAUGAGAGCUAGGGGUGUUUCACGGGGCUCACCUUUGGGGUUUCGGUAACGCUGGGGCACUGUAACUCUAGGUCGUGGUACUGUGCCUGUGUUGACUGGCUGUGUUUCACGUCGCGAAUGGAGGUUGAUUUGCCUAUGGAGACUGAUGGUCUCUCUCCUUGUGACCGUAUUGUUCUGAGACUUGUCCAAUUUGGACUGCCUAAAUCGUAUGCCGAGAAAUUGCAACCUGGUCUUGUUGCUUAUGCUAAGAUGAGCAAUGCCCAAUUGUCGAAGUUGGUACAUACCAUCUUACCAACAAAUGAGGUUAUACUUGAGGCCUGCUUAGUUACCGGAUUGGAAGAGGCCAGACGAGCUUUGAAUCUUCAAAAAGUGAAAGAUGAGUUUCGAGAAAGCAUUUUGUGGCUACAAUGGCUAAUGUUUGGAAAUUCUCCACACACUGUAUUGGAGAAUUUGGCAAAAAGUAGUACUGGCCAGCAUGGUGUUUGUGGAGCAGUUUGGGGUAAUCAGGACAUCGCCUAUCGUUGUCGAACUUGUGAACAUGACCCAACCUGUGCAAUUUGUGUGCCCUGUUUCCAAAAUGGUGACCACAGAGGCCACGACUACUCUAUGAUUCACACUAAUGGUGGAUGCUGUGACUGUGGAGAUGAAACUGCAUGGAAGCGCCAGGGUUUCUGUUCAAAACACAAGGGGCCUGAACAGGUCCGGCCUCUUCCAGAGAAGAUUGCAAAUUCUGUGGAUCCUAUUCUUGAGGAGCUUCUGGUUUGUUGGAAAAAUAGGUUAUCAGAUGCAGAAACUAUUGCUCAUAAGUCUCCUAGAGAUGGAAACCAGAAUCCCAUACUGACGAUUGCAAAUGUAAUGUCUUGUGUAGUUAUUGAAAUGCUAUCAGAAUUUUGCCAGUGUAGUGAAAGUUUGCUCAGUUUCAUUGCUAAGAGAAUGUUUUCAUCAUCCAUUAAUUUAUUGGAUGUUCUUGUAAGGACAGAUAGAUUCUUGAUCAAGAAGAUUGUUAAGAAGCUACAUGCAUUGCUCUUAAAAUUGUUGGGUGAUCCAAACUUUAAGUAUGAAUUUGCGAAAGUGUUCAUAAAAAAUUAUCCAAGCAUCAUGUCUGAAGCUAUUAGAGAGUGUCGUGAACAGCGAGAAGGGAUUCUCAUGGACAAUGGAUCUGAGAAGUAUCCGCUGCUGUCCAACUUCUCUGUACAAAUCUUUACGGUGCCAACUUUGACCCCAAGACUUGUAAGGGAGGUUGAUCUUCUAGAUGUCCUGCUGGGAAGUCUGGAGGAGUUUUUUGCAUCUUGCAUAGUUGAAGAUGGCCAUUUGCAGGUUGGUAGAUUUUCUGGUUUAUAUGAUCUCUGUUUUCGCUUGGUUGAAGAUAUACGCUUUGUUAUGAGCCACACAGAGGUUACCAAGUUUGUGGCUUUAGAGCGACGAGAUAUUUCAGAAACAUGGAUAGGGCUUUUGGCUACUAUGCAAGGCAUGGACCCCCAAAAGAGGGUUACUGGUAUUCAUGUUGAGGAGGAAAAUGAUAGCUGGAGUUCCUCCUUUCUGCUGGAGCAUGUAAUGGCAAACAUACAUCCUCUCUUUGUAACGGGGGCUUUUUCUUUAGGUGAUGACAAAGAGUUGAAAGAUCAUCGUCUCUUUGAUAAAUGUUUACUUGAGUUGGAUGAUGGUAAUCUUCGACAUGCAAAAAUUGGUAGACUCUCUGAGGAAAAUUCUGUUCGUAGCAUGACGGGGAGAAGCAAUUUAUGGCAUAACUCCCAGGAGAUUAACCAAGUGUCUGUCUCAGAAUGCUGUGAUUCAAUUCCUUCUUCAGUGACAUGGUUGAUUUUGAUAUGCAUGAGAGCCAUUGAGAACUGGUUGGCACAUGAUCCAGCGAGGGGAUUACAAGGAACUUCUGAUAAUUUGUUGAGGAGAUGGAAAUCAAAAUCUAAGACUAAGAAAAAUAGAGGCUGUAUAACUGGAAUGGCUGGAGAGAGUACCCCACAGCUGGACAAAGAAUUGGCAAUCAGUAGUGUAUUCAGUUUGCUGGAGUGGCCUGAAAUUAUUUAUGAUGUCAGUUCACAGCAAAUAUCUUUUCACAUUCCUUUGCAUCGAUUCCUCUCACUAUUGUUGAAUAAAGCCUUGGAAACAUAUUGUGAUUCGUCUGGAAUGGCUCACACUACAGCUGCCAGUUCACAGAGUCCAUUACCUGGAGGUUCUCACGAGUUCUUAAGAAAGAUAUUGGGAAGAUGCCAUCCAUGUGGUUUUUCAGCCUUCAUGAUGGAAAAUCCAUUACGCUUAAGGGUUUUCUGUGCACAGUUGCAAGCUGGCAUGUGGCGAAGGAAUGGCCAUGUAGCCAUUUCCCUCUAUGAAUUGUAUCAUUCUGUACGAUGGUGUGAACAAAGUUUAGAGCUCGAUCUAUUUCUGUUGCAAUGUUGUGCUGCUUUGGCCCCACCAGAGAACUUUGUUCGUAGAAUUCAGGAAAGAUUUCGGCUGUCAGAUUACCUUUCUCUAAAUCUGAAUCGCUCUAAUGAGUACGAACCAGUUUUGGUGAAGGAAAUGCUCAUUCUUAUCAUUCAGAUAGUUAAAGAGAGGCGAUUUUGUGGACUUUCCAGUGCUGAAAUAUUGAAGAGAGAGUUGAUAUACAGGCUGGCUAUUGGGGAUGCUACUCACAGUCAGCUGCUUAAAGCUCUUCCUCAUGACCUAUCCAAUGAUGACCGGCUUCAGGAAAUUUUUGAUACUAUUGCAACCUACAUGAAUCCAUCUGGCAUGCAACAGGGGAAAUAUUCUCUUCGUAAGGAGUGCUGGAAAGAAUUAGACCUAUAUCAUCCACGGUGGAACUCAAGGGAUCUACAAGUGGCAGAAGAAAGAUAUGCUCGUUUCUGUGGGGUUUCUGCCAUGGCAGUGCAGCUACCUCGCUGGUCAAAGGUGUUUCAUCCACUUAGAAAUAUCUCUUGGAUAGCCACUUCCAAGGCUGUCCUUGAGAUUAUUCGGGCAGUUUUUUACUAUGCUGCUUUCUCAGAAAGUUCUUCAGCUUCACGUGCUCCUGAUGCAGUUCUUCUUACUGCAUUGCACCUGCUUUCAUUGGGAAUUGAUAUAUGCCUUAUGCUAAAACAGGGUAACACCAGUAAUUGUAAUGGCAAUAAUGACUUGUCAAUUACCCCUGACCAGGAGUAUGCAGGUACUCCAUGCAAUGGAGAAGAUCCAUCAUUUCCACUGUUGUCUCAUGCAUGUGAAGAGGUUGAGGUUGGUGCGACUCAUGAACCUGAAGUAUCUAAUCAUCAAAGCUUACUUUCUCUCUCAGUUUUGCUAAUUAAAAAAUACACCAAAGAAAAUGAGUCUGGUGUUCUUGAAUCAAACCAUUGCAAUAUCCCCUCAUUGAUGAGAAGCUUGUUAAAGAAGCUUGCUGAGCUUGAUGCUGGCUGCAUGAAUGAACUGAAACAUCUUGCGCCUGAGAUUGUUUGUCAUUUAUCUGAGCGCUCACACAAUUCCUCUGAUUUAGUUGCUUCUGAUUCUGAGAGAAGAAAGGCAAUGGUUCGUGAGCGUCAGGCAGCUAUACUGGAGAAGAUGAGAGCAGCACAGUCAAAGUUUAUGGCUAGCCUCAACACUAUGCCAGAUGAUGGGUCAGAGUUGUCAAGAUCUAAACCGGAAGAAUUCAUGUUCAAUGACACACGUAAUUCUGAAGAGCCGAAUGCAGUUUUUUGUUCUCUAUGUCGAGAUUCAGAAUCUAGAAGUCCACUGUCUUUUCUGGUUCUUCUCCAGAAAUCUCGCCUUUUGAGUCUUCUGGAGAAAGGCCCCCCAUCAUGGGAUCAAAUUUAUCACAAGGACAAGGAUGAAGCUGCUUAUACAAGAGGUCCAGGUGAGAUUACUCAUGCUGACUUAGUGGAGUUAAUUCGGAAUGCAGUGAAUGUGGUCUCUCAUGGUCGUCAGACCGCAGAAGUUGAUGAUUUUCUGGACAACGUUCGCGUGCAACUUCCUUCUGAAACACAGUCAGCACAUCCCUCUGAAUCUUAUGGAUCAAAUGAAAAUGUUUCGUCUUCUUCAGUUAUGAUGGAACACGAUACUCCCAAUUCCAGUCAGCAAAGUAACUCCUAUAUGCCAUCAAGCUCAAGUAACAAUGAUGAAGAGAAUUCACCCAUUUCACACUCAAUGGACGGCUCAGUGACAAGCAGGGAUGCAGAUGAUGAUGUUCUUAGAGAAUAUGCUGAAUCAUUACCCGGAGAGCUUUCGGAGCAGCAACUUGCUGCUGAGAAUGGGUUUCUUCCUCAUAGGAGUGCAUCUUCAGUCCCGGACUGUCAGUCUUUAUCCUUUGAUGGAUUUGGCCCUGUAGACUGUGACGGUAUCCAUAUUUCUUCUUGUGGGCAUGCUGUACAUCAAGAGUGCCGUGAUCGUUACUUGCAAUCACUUAGACAAAGAUAUAUUAGCAGAAUCAUAUUUGAAGGAGUGCACAUUGUGGAUCCAGAUCAGGGAGAAUUCCUUUGUCCAGUAUGCCGAAGGCUGGCAAAUUCAGUCCUGCCUGUAGUUCCCGAUGGUUAUCCAUCAAACAAGAUUCAGAAGCAUAUGUUGUUUUCAAAAAACUUUAGUUCGAAAUCCGCUCACUCAUCAGUUUCAGUAUCUCAUGGUCUUCGUCUUCGUCAAGCUUUAUCAUUACUACAGGGGGCUGAAGAUCGAGUUGGAAGGAGUGGGUCUCGGGGAGUUAUCUCUGCAAGAAUCGAUGAGCAAAUGAAACCGGCCCUUGAAUCUGUGUUUCAUGCUCUCAGUAAGAUGUAUUUCUCAGAGAGGAGCAAUACUUUAUCAGCAUCUGGGAGGGUUUGCUCCUCUCUGCUUCUUUGGGAUGUGCUUAGGUACUCUCUGAUGUCAACCGAGAUAGCUGCUCGGCAUGGAAAACCAAAUAUGCCUAUUAGGAGUUCGCAAGCCAGCCUGGAAGCUCUUUAUAAGGAGGCUAAUUCUUCCAUGGGAUUCAUAUUGGGUCUUCUACUUCAAGUUUGCCAAGCCACGCAGAUUCAGAGCCGUAGUUUGGUGCUUAUGAGAUAUAGGGGGAUACGACUUUUUUUGGGCUCUAUUUGCUCUGGCUCUUCUUUGGAUGAGUCUUACAAAGAUACCCAGAGAGGUGAUUUAUCAUCACUUCUUAAGAAUUUUGACAAGGGAAAACUCUGCCCUGAUAUUCGCUUCUGGAAACGGGCUGCUGAUCCAGUGCUUGUUCAUGAUCCCUUUUCUUCUCUCAUGUGGGUGCUAUUUUGUCUUCCACUUGCCUUUCCAUUAUCAGAAGAAUCAUUCAUAUCUCUUGUGCAUUUGUUCUAUGUCGUCUGCAUGAUUCAGGCAGUAAUCACCUGUUGCAAGAAACGUGUCUUUGAUAUAUCAGAACUAAAUUCUGGUGGUCGCCUUGUUACUUCUAUUUACAAGAAAUUGGGAGAAGCUUUAAUCAAUGAGCAGCAUUUUGGAUCCAAUUAUUUUGAUGGCUCUUGCCCUCCUGUUACGAUGAUCCGUAGAUAUACCUUGCCAUAUCUUCGUAGAUGUGCAUUAUUGUUAAAAUUGCUAAAAUCUUCAAUGUCUGCUCCAUUUCAUGGUACCUCUCAUGUGUGGGAGAGAUCAUCCUCACAUAUGAGCAUUGAUGAAAUGAAAAGCAUUGAUAGGAUAUCACUGGAGCUUGAAGAAGUUCUAGAGCUUGAGAACAUGUUUCAGAUUUCUCCAUUGGAGGAUGUCCUCGAGGGUGAAGAGGUGCAGACUUUAGCCAUGAAAUGGUGUGAACACUUCUUUAAGUCAUCAGGAGUUCGUUCUUAUGGGCAUGUCAUGCUCUCUACUCCUGCUAUUCCAUUUCAGUUGAUGUGUCUACCGCCUAUUUACCAGGAUCUCUUACAGAGGUAUAUAAAACAGCAGUGUGGAGAAUGCAAAAUUAAUUCGGAUCACCCGUCAGUUCCUGCACUGUGCUUGUUAUGUGGAAGGUUAUGCAAUUUAAACCGGCGUUCAUGCUGCAGGUUAUGUGAUUGUCAAUCUCAUGCAACAGCCUGUGGUGCCGGAAUUGGUGUAUUUUUGUUGAUCAGGAAAACUACCAUCUUAUUGCAAAGAUCCGCACGUCAAGCACCAUGGCCUUCCCCUUACUUGGAUGCCUUUGGUGAAGAGGAUAUCGAUAUGCAACGAGGAAAACCGCUAUAUUUGAAUGAGGAACGCUAUGCAGCUCUUAAUCAUUUGGUUGUCUCACAUGGCCUUGAUCAAAGCUCUGAAGUGCUUCGCCAUACGACCAUCGAGACACUCUUUGCUUUUUAGUUGUUAAUGAUUAUGGAUUACCCAUGAUGUCACAGAAUCUUCAAAUGGAGAAGCAGUUAAGCCCUUGUACUUGAGUUGUUCAGAAAUAAAGGCCCUGAAUAUUUGGUGAUGGACAUAUGGAUAAGGGAGAUGCAAAAUGGAGAAAGUGAAAUGAUAUCCAGUGUAAACUCCUUAUUUUCACCCAUAUGGUUUUUCUGUGCUUCUGGAUAUCAAAAAUGGGGAGCUGUGUGGACCACCUCACAUCUUUCCAUGUGCAAGACGUGCCUUCUCCUGUUGUUCCAGAUGGUAUUCCCCACCAUGAUAGAAGAAAACUCCAGGUCCUUUCUUCACAUGGUGUGCUUGUACAGUUCUCGCAUUUGUUACAUAAAUGUGAAUCUUGAGAUUUUAUUGAUCACUGUUCAUCGAUUCAGUCCUGUAUAUAGCUGAAAUCUGACCUUUCUCUCUCUCCACAUAUUUACUUGAAGGUUUUUUUAUUUGGGGACCACAUGUAUGUGAUUAGGGGGGUAUUUAUGAAAUGAAUUUUCAAGUCAACUUUGUGGUCAGGAUGUGUUUGAUAACUGGAAAGUAAAAAUUGAAAGUUUUUCUUUGUUGGGAAUAAAAAAGUUACUAGUUUUCUGUGUUU